UUAGUGUGGCCUGUAGACACUGCUCACUCCAGAUUUCCCCACCAUUUCUCCCGGUGGUACAAAUGGACAGUGGGAAACAAACUGAUUGACUUCUACAGGGAAUCCAGAUAAAAAAAAAAAACCUCUCUCUGAAGAAAGUAUGACUUUUACAGAAAUGUAAUAGUGUAACAUUUGUAAACCAACGGAAGCAUUUAACUUUUCUCUCUACCUGAACCCUCUGAAAUUCAAAAGGUCUCAGUGCAGGAAACUCAGGAUACUUUGGGGACCUGGUGAAGAGGAACCUACCCACAUCUACAGUAUUAAUAGAGGUGUAAUGGAGAGACAAACACACUAGCUGUCAACAUGGAAAGAGAUACAUUAAAGAAAGAGAUGCACAGAUGCACAAGAUGCCAUCUGACACGGCCGGGUGAGUGUACCUGUGAUGCAAGCACAGUGGACCAGCCCUCAGAGAGCACCAAGCUGUCAAAUGAAAGCCUGAAGUCCCCGCCCUUUUCUCAGGACAAAAGACUGUUAGAAAGAAUACAAUCAAUCAGCUUUGGUGAGUGGACAUAUCCGGCAGUGCUUUCGACAGGAAGAGUUUUAGUGGACCUAUGUCUGGGCCACACUGGUUUGCUACGUUGGUUACGUAAGGACGGGUCUUCCAAGGCCCAAACUGCCAUGAAAUGGAUAGCCCAGAAAUUGCCACUGACAGAAGGAUCAGAAGAUACUAGCUUAGGAGUGGAGACAGUAGUGCCCAUCCAGGCUGCUCAACUGUCUGCUGGGGUUGAACCAGUAUGUAAAAGUUAUCAGUUCCUGGGGCCUGAAGGAAAUGUGGAUAUUGAGUUGAUUGAUAAGUCUGCAAACAGAUACAGCGCCCACUUUCCUGUGGCUGGCUUCUAUCUGUGGCCAGCGGUAGGCCUUGGCUUCUUGGUGACAGCAGCAGUGACUGUGAAGAUUGCUUUUGAUUCUUGGAAUCAACGCCUGGGCCUGGUGUUACAGCACCAGGAGCAGUGGAUGGCGGCAGGGCCUUUGUUUGAGAUCUCUGUGGAGCCUGAGGGGGUCAUUGCUGAAAUCCACCUCCCCCACAUCAUCUCCCUCCCAGCAAAUGAGGUCGAUGUCUCUUGGUUCCAAGUCGCCCAUUUUAAGGAUGAAGGAAUGGUCCUAGAACCGCCAAGCCGAGUGGAGCCUUUCUAUGCCGUGUUGGAAAACCCCAGCUUCUCUCUGAUGGGGAUCCUGCUGAGAUUCGCCAGUGGGACAGGUGUUUCUGUCCCCAUCACGUCCUUGACAUUGAUCUAUUAUCACUUCCACCCUGAAGAUAUUAAAUUUCACUUGUACCUCAUCCCCAGUGACCCCUUGUUAACGAAGGCAAUAGAUGAUGAAGAAGCUAAGUUUCAUGGUGUGCGUCUGCAGACCUCACCCCCAGUGGACCCCCUGAAUUUUGGUUCCCGUUAUAUCGUGUCCAGUAAUGCUCAUCUGGAGAUAAUACCUGAGGAGUUGAAAUUAUCCUACAGGAGUCCUGGAGAAAUCCAGAUAUUCUCCAAAGUCUAUGCUGGGAAGAUGAAGGAACCAAUCAUAUUUGAAAUUACUGAAAAAAGACACAAGACUUUGGUCUGGCACACUUUGGUGAAGCCAGUGGAUCUCCAGUUUCAUUCUGCAGCAGCCCCUCCUCCUCUCUCAGGUAAGGCCUUUCUGAACGAGCACCGCCGGCAGCUGCAAGCCAGGCUGGGAGACCUGAAUGGAGUACUGGAUGACCUUCAGGACAGUGAGGUCUUCACCGAGGAAGAGAAGGAGCUGGUGCAGCAGUGCCCUACACAGCAGCGGAGGAAUGAGACCCUGCUGAGGAUGGUGGAGAAGAAAGGGCACCAGGCCCUGGGGAUUCUCUUCCAAAGCCUUCAUAGAAGAGAUCCUUACCUGAUGUCCUACCUCAGCCAGCAGAGUUUACAACAGUGACUCAGGUGGAUACUCAGGAAGAGAGAAUCCAGUGUUCUCCACUGAAAAUGAACAAACAGGGGUGCUUGGGUUGUUCAGUGGAUUAAGCAUCUGACUCUUGAUUUCAGGUCAGGUGUUGAUCUCAGGGUCAUGAUGUUGAGCCCUGCACUGGGCUCAGUGCACAGCUUGGAGUCUGCUUACGAUCCUCUCCCUCUUCCCCUCCUACCAUUCAGUCUGCCCCCUUCAAAUAAAGAAAUUGAAUAAAUCUGUUUUUUUAAAGGAA
Messenger RNA from Nyctereutes procyonoides (raccoon dog), 2191 nucleotides. RefSeq names its product caspase recruitment domain-containing protein 8-like. The transcript has 14 exons. The record is from RefSeq and is a predicted model, not a curated record. Gene Ontology annotation, biological process: regulation of apoptotic process; regulation of canonical NF-kappaB signal transduction. Gene Ontology annotation, molecular function: cysteine-type endopeptidase activator activity involved in apoptotic process. The coding region runs from base 343 to 1929 and encodes 528 amino acids. Gene Ontology annotation, cellular component: NLRP3 inflammasome complex. NCBI's taxonomy places the organism in Eukaryota, Metazoa, Chordata, Mammalia, Carnivora, Canidae.